Molecule: messenger RNA, 1191 nt
Organism: Parnassius mnemosyne (clouded apollo)
Lineage: Eukaryota; Metazoa; Arthropoda; Insecta; Lepidoptera; Papilionidae
Source: the annotation of a GenBank genome assembly
CUGCUAAGCGAAGAAGCUCAUGAAACACCAUCGGAUACAAAGAAAAUUGAUGAGCUGACACCGGAACUUCCAGAAUGGUUCAACGAGGACAAAUUCAAUCAAGCUCGGAGAUUUUACUGGCACAACUGUUACGGACUGACUUCAGCAAUGUUAUUGGGUAUGGUGAAUGUUCUUGCAGUGCCUUCAAUACUGAGGAUCCUUGUAGGUGCUCGUCGCUCCGAUGACGUAUAUCCUGCAUUUAAACGAUAUGUGUCCACAUUUCUACAUGCAAUCUCAUGGUUUGAAUCAGACCUUAAGCCCGGCAGCUGGUCCUGGGAGUCCCUGUUGAAAGUACGACGUCGACAUAUACGCAUGACUCUCGCAGCUAAAGUAAAAGGUCAGGGUCUUAUUUCCCAAAGGGAUCUUGUUCUCACACAGUUUGGUUUCGUCGGUCUAACUGUUCUAAAACCUGAUAAAUUUGGUAUACAAACAUUGGAAGACGGCGAUUGGGAAGCAUAUAAUCAAUUUUGGCGAGUCAUAGGAUUUAUGAUUGGAAUUAAGGAAAGGUAUAACAUUUGUCAAAGGACAAUCGAAGAGACGCGCCAAGUGUGUCGGUUAAUUGUCCAACGUGUGUACACGCCUUGUCUAAACGAUCCACCAGAGUACUUCGAGUAUAUGGCGCGCAUAAUGCUGGAAGGAGUGUCAUCAAGCAAUCCCACAGUUGACACUCCAUCAUUGCUGUAUUGGACUAAGUAUUUAACUGAUGUACCCGGCUACGUAUAUACAGAAGAUGAGAGGAAAGAAUUUCAGAGUUUAUUGAGGAAAAAGUUAAACGGCUCCUCUGAUGAAAUAGGCGUGGACUCAACACAUUUAAUAUCAAAGUCAGCUGUCGGAGAUUUACCUGGGCACAAGCGCCUUCUCUUCGUUCGUGACUACGACUCAUUUAAAACAGUACCUGAAUACAAACAACUUCCUUUAAUUUCCAAAUGUAAAUUAGCAUUAAAUUCGUUUUUCACAUCGUUAUACACUACAAAAUUUGGCAGAAAAUUUCUUAACGCAAUGUUUCUAUUUAGCAUAAAUGUGAUGAAACAAUAUCCAAGAAUAGCUUUCUUCCUAUUCAAUGUUAAAGUAUCACUAGCCAACAUUUUUAAUUAUCCACUAGAUAAUACAGGCCUAAAACCUAAUUCUUUAUUUUAUAAACUGUCUAAUUAA